This is a messenger RNA of Erpetoichthys calabaricus (reedfish), 1538 nucleotides long. RefSeq names its product odr-4 GPCR localization factor homolog (gene odr4). The transcript is spliced from 14 exons. Bases 88 to 1407 code for a protein of 439 amino acids. Gene Ontology annotation, cellular component: endomembrane system. The record is from RefSeq and is a predicted model, not a curated record. Gene Ontology annotation, biological process: intracellular protein localization. NCBI's taxonomy places the organism in Eukaryota, Metazoa, Chordata, Cladistia, Polypteriformes, Polypteridae.
GCGCGACUUUAUAGACGGUCUGUUUGGUGCAAUUCUCAACGUUGCAUUAUUUUGCCUGAGGUAUAAGAUCUUCAAGACUGAAAAAAAAUGGGAAGAUCUUACUUUGUGGAGGAAUCGAUACAAAAUUACUUAUUAAGUCUAAGCAACAAUUUCAAUCAGAAGCACGUGACGGGUAUUCUUAUUGGACAAACUUCCACUGCAAGAGACUUUAUUAUUCAGGCAAUCCAGACACCCCCAAAGGAAGAGCCUUUCCAAAAUCCUUCCAAGAAGAAAGGUUUCCAUCUUGAUGAAACUGAUGAAGAAUGGAUUACUGAACAUGCAAGACAGGUUUCUCGAAUGUUGACAGGAGGAUUAGCCAUACUUGGUGUGUUCCUGAUUGUACCACCUACCCUUUCCAAGGAGGCUUCAAAUAUGUUACGUAGGCUAGUUUUUGCAGUGGACACAUCUGUCACCCGCUGGAAGGUUGUGAAACUGUCAGAGGAGGAAGUAUAUGAUAGAGUUACUGUCCAGAUGUGCUCAGAGACAAAAAAAGUAAACUGUCGUACUUUUGAUGUUAAAGAUCCUCUGAGUUCUCCUAAACCAGCUGACUGGAAGUAUCAAAAUGGAGUAUCCAGUACAUGGCCACUCUUGCAGUGCAAUGUGGAAGUUGACCUAAGGUUACCGGUAAUUGCAAGUUUUGUUGAACAAAAUGGGCUGAAGAACUGGGCUUUAAAAAUGGAAAAGUGUUAUUAUCUCAUCAAUGGCCAAAUGAGAGAUCCAGAUAAAGAAAUUCUGGAAGUGCAUAAAAAGAAUUCAAGAGCUUCAGCACAUCGGGAGUGUUUUUCUAUUCAGCUUUUAGUACCAUUGAUGCAAGAUGAUCAGGGGGACUGCAUGGCCAUGGUGCAGGAGUGCAGUAAAAAUAUUAUUUUAAAGGGAGUUGUACACUGUAAAGCUUACAUCCACUCUAAUAAGCCAACUGUGGCUGAUGCAGUACGGGCAUUGAAACGAGAUCUAUUGGAUACCAUUUCCAUACGCUAUGAAAUGCUUUUUGAAGAUGUUUUCAGUAGUAAUGAAGAUGAAAGAGGUAAAGGGCAGAAGAUUGAUCAUGCACUGCCUCAACGUGUAUUUGUACAGGCUUCAAGUUCUGAUAUACUGAGUUGUGAUUACAUAUUUAGAGAUGAGACUUUCAUUGAAGUAAAAGAGAGAUUCAAAGAAAUGUUUGACUGUGAAGUGAGUGAAGAUAAAGUUGAUCUGUUGCAAGAAACUGUUUCAGUUCCAGCAGUUUGUCCAGAUGUAGAAAUCUGUCAAGAGCACUCAUCGAUGGUUUUAGGGAAAAAUGUAGAAAAACAGAAAACUGCUGGUGUGGCAUUAGCUAUUGGAGUGGCCCUCCUUGCCCUGGCAGCAUCUUUUUUUUAUUUUAGUGACUAAACCCUAAAAACUACUGGCAAGCAGUAGAGACCUGAAAAAAAAAUCUUUGGACCAGUAUUUACUUGUAUAGUAAUGAAUACACAUCAAUUGUAAAACAAUUAAACAGACUCCCCCACACGCACACUGAUAAA